Messenger RNA from Clunio marinus, 246 nucleotides. NCBI's taxonomy places the organism in Eukaryota, Metazoa, Arthropoda, Insecta, Diptera, Chironomidae. The record is from the annotation of a GenBank genome assembly.
AUGGACGUUCCAAUCCGGAAUGUUUUUAAGCAAUGUCCUAAUCACCGAUCAAGAACUGUGUGGUCUGCUGUUUGCCUGUCCAUUUGCAACUCUCAAGAGUUUAACCUGCUGCAUAAAGGUUCAUCAGUUUCACUUACCAGAUUCACCAGUAACAGAAAACCGGUCAAUUAUCAAAUGAAACCUGCUGCGCUUUUUAUGCCAUCGACACGAUUUGAUCAGCUUGCAGAACACUAUUUUUCAUCGUGA